Coniosporium apollinis CBS 100218 is the source of this 3165-nucleotide messenger RNA. Its product is annotated as valyl-tRNA synthetase. Gene Ontology annotation, molecular function: valine-tRNA ligase activity; aminoacyl-tRNA deacylase activity; ATP binding. Gene Ontology annotation, biological process: valyl-tRNA aminoacylation. The record is from RefSeq and is a predicted model, not a curated record. The coding region runs from base 1 to 3165 and encodes 1054 amino acids. Lineage: Eukaryota; Fungi; Ascomycota; Dothideomycetes. The transcript has 9 exons. Gene Ontology annotation, cellular component: cytosol.
AUGGCGCUUAACGCAGCUUCACACAACAUCCCGGGCGAGAAGACAGGCCCAAUCACCGGCCAACCGCCCCCCGUAGACAAAGACAUUGCCAGCGACCUCCUCGGAUCAUCGGAGAAGGACCCCGUGGGACAAAGUGCGCCAGGACGGGACGGUGGAGAUCCGGAGGCUGGCAAGAAGAUCAAGUCGGAGAAAGAGCUUGAGAGAGAGCGCAAGAAAGCCGAGAAAGACGCCAAGUUCAAAGCGAAACAGGACAAACAAUCCGCCGCUACGGCCAGCGCCCCAUCCAAAGCCAUAAAAGAGAAGAAGAGGGAGGCCGCGAAGGAGGACCGGCUGCCGGAGUACGUUGAGGAGACGCCAAAGGGGCAGAAGAAGAUUCUGAGACCUUUGGACGAUCCGUACGUCAAGGCAUACAUCCCGAAAGUGGUGGAGUCGGCAUGGUAUGACUGGUGGGAAGCGGAAGGCUUUUUCAAGCCUGAGUUCGGUCCGGAUGGAAAAGUCAAGGAUACAGGGUCCUUCGUCAUCGUGGAGCCGCCUCCAAACGUUACUGGUACCUUGCCAAGGCAUGCGUUAGCAAACAGCCUACAGGACACGCUAAUACGCUGGAACCGGAUGAGAGGUCUCACAACCCUAUGGCUGCCAGGUUGCGACCAUGCUGGUAUCUCGACACAAUCCGUUGUGGAGAACAUGCUUUGGAGACGAGAAAAGAAAACAAGGCAUGAUUUUACACGCGAGGCGUUCGUCAAGAGGGUCUUUGAAUGGAAAGAAGAGUAUCAUGCGAAGAUCAACUACGUCUUGAAGCGGAUGGGUGGCUCGUUCGACUGGACAAGGGAAGCCUUUACGAUGGAUGAGCAGCGUUCGAAGGCUGUCACGGAGACCUUCGUGCGGUUGCAUGAAGAGGGUUAUAUUUACCGAUCGAAUCGCCUUGGCAGGACACUGCUCGACGUUCCUGGAUACGAAAGGAAGGUUGAGUUCGGUGUUUUGACGCACUUCAAGUAUCCCAUUGACGGCUCAGAGGAGACAAUAGAGGUGGCGACAACGCGUCCGGAGACGAUGCUCGGUGAUACCGGCGUCGCCGUGCACCCACAGGACGAGCGUUACAAGCACCUCAUCGGCAAGUUCGCCAAGCACCCAUUCGUCGAUCGGUUAUUGCCUAUCUUCGCCGACGACUAUGUUGACAAGGACUUCGGUACUGGAGCUGUGAAGAUGACUCCUGCUCAUGACGCCAACGAUUUUGCGCUUGGGCAACGGCAUAAUCUGGAGUUCGUGAACAUCCUCAAUCGCUUCGAUGCUCGGUACACUGUCACUGAGGAGCUGACGAAACUCGGCCUCUUCGUCAAGAAGGAGAAUAAUCCCAUGAAAGUACCCCUCUGCGCCAAGUCUAAAGACGUCAUCGAGCCCAUCAUGAAGCCACAGUGGUGGAUGAAGAUGGACGAGCUAGCCAAGGCAGCGAUCACAGCAGUUGAGGACGGCUCCAUAAAGAUAAGACCGGAGUCGGCAGAGAAGAACUACUUCAAUUGGCUCAAAAAUAUCAACGACUGGUGCCUUUCAAGACAGCUUUGGUGGGGCCACCAGUGUCCGGCAUACUUCAUCAAGAUCGAGGGCGAAGAUGGAGACCAGUCGGAUAACGACCUCUGGAUCACUGGCCGCACCGAGAAAGAGGCUGAAGAGAAGGCUGCAAAGAAGUACCCAGGCAAAAAGUUCACGCUCACUCGGGAUCCUGACGUCCUGGAUACUUGGUUCUCCUCGGGUCUCUGGCCCUUCUCGACGCUGGGAUGGCCCGACGAGACGACUGAUAUGGCCGAGCUGUAUCCGACCUCCCUGCUGGAGACUGGAUGGGACAUUCUGUUCUUCUGGGUUGCACGCAUGAUAAUGCUGGGAGUCAAGCUUACCGGGAAGGUUCCGUUCACCGAGGUCUACUGCCACAGUCUCGUGAGAGACUCCGAAGGCCGGAAAAUGAGCAAAUCACUUGGCAACGUCAUUGACCCCGUGGAUAUCAUGGAUGGUGUCGAGCUCCAGACACUCCACGAUAAGCUCAAGGUCGGAAAUCUCGAUCCGAAGGAGGUGGCGAUGGCGACGAAAUACCAAAAGACCGCCUUUCCGAAGGGCAUACCGGAAUGCGGUGCUGACGCGCUCCGGUUCUCCUUGGUCCAGUACACUACUGGCGGAGGGGACAUCGCCUUUUCGGUGGAUGUCAUGGCAGGUUACCGACGGUUUUGCAAUAAGAUAUACCAGGCUACAAAGUACGUGCUUGGCAAGAUUGGGGAGGACUUCACGCUCGGCGAUACGUCACGUGUUUCGCUAGCAGAGAGAUGGAUCUUGCACAAGCUCACGAUCGCGUCGAGAGACGUCAACGAAGCGCUGGCCAACCGAGAGUUCUCAAAGGCCACAUCGAUUACGUACCAAUAUUGGUACGACUGCCUGUGCGACGUCUACAUCGAGAACUCCAAGGCUAUCAUUCAGGAAGGUACUCCAGAGGAGGCGAGAUCCGCGCUCGAUACGCUGUACACCGCGCUAGACAGUGGUCUUAGGCUGAUUCAUCCUUUCAUGCCCUUCUUGACUGAAGAACUAUGGCAACGACUACCUCGGAGACCAGGUGACAACACGAAGUCAAUCUGUAUUGCGGCUUAUCCGGAGUACAUUAAGGAGUAUGAUGACCCUGCCUCAGCGGCUGCCUAUGAGCUUCUGCUUGGCUGUGCAAAGGGAGUCAGGUCGCUCAUGUCUGAGUACUCGAUAAAAGACGAGGGCAAGACCUUUGUGCAGACCUUCGACGAGGACAGCUACAAGACGGCCAAGGAGAACAUCCAAAGCAUCAAGUCCUUAGUAGGCAAAGGUGUAGCCUCACUGGAGAUCCUGUCCAAGGACGAGUCCACGCCAACAGGCUGUGCCGUAUUCGCUGUGUCUUCCAGCGCUGCCGUGUUCCUUGAAGUCAAGGACCGUGUCGGAAAUAUCGAAGAGGAGAUCAAGAAGACCGAGGUGAAGCUGAAGAAGGCGGCCGAUGGAGCGGUUAAGCAGCGGAAGCUCAUCAAUGCACCUGACUUCAAGGAGAAAGUCAGCGAAGCCGUGCAAGAGGCGGAGGAGAAGAAGCUGGCGGAUUUCUUGGCUGAGCAGCGGAAUUAUGAGCAGAGCAUUGAGCAGUUCGAGCAGCUGAAGCUCGCGGAGCAAUAG